Zea mays is the source of this 2774-nucleotide messenger RNA. RefSeq lists its product as uncharacterized. NCBI's taxonomy places the organism in Eukaryota, Viridiplantae, Streptophyta, Magnoliopsida, Poales, Poaceae. The coding region runs from base 2051 to 2614 and encodes 187 amino acids. The record is from RefSeq and is a predicted model, not a curated record. The transcript has 4 exons.
CGUUAGAAAGUGGCUAGGGUUAGCCGCUCCCUGCUCGCGGCAUCGCUCUGCAUAGCCGCUCACACCGCAUUGCUCUGGCUCUGCAUCGCCGCUCACGCAAUACUAACAGCUCAGUGAGAUCCAGAGCCAAAGGGCGGGGCGUCUCCUAAUCCCAAGUCCAGCCGCCGCCGUCUCUUCUCGCUCCAAAAGUCGUUUUCCAGAGAUUUUUUUCAACGCCAGCCGUUGUCUCUCGCUUGCCUGCAUUUCCGAUCCUGAGGCAGUCCUCAUCUCAUUCUUAUCCAACCGGGAGGUUGGGAACGAGAUCACAGCUACCUACCUGAGUGUUAAAAUAGCUCGCUGUUUUGGGAUUUGCCGCCUCAAGUUUCAUCUAGCUACCUCGAACAAAUCCUUCAAUCUCCAUGGCUACAUCGGUACUUCUCCUAUUCCACCUUGUGCUCCUACUAGUAGUGUUUUUAUUCUUGAGUAGCGCAUUUUGCUUUCAACUAGCAUGUCUAAUUGCAUAUAAAUUACUUGUUCUAGAUAUCAACUCAAUUUACUAACGAGGAGGAAAUUAAAAGGAAGAGAAAGAAGCGAAAGAGAGUUGUUGUAUUAGAUGUGUCUAUUAUGGCAAUUAUUGCAAAUCUGUAUCAACGAAGGAGACCUAGACACAUCGUAGAUGCUAACGAAGUUCAAGAGAGAAAUGUCGAGUCCAGAAGACAAAUGCUACGUAAUAUGUACUAGGGUUCAAAUGUCUAUUGCUAUGACAGUUUGCACCUAACUAAGAGAUCUUUUAGUGACUUGAGUGCCAUUUUACGAGAAAAGAGUGGCCUACAGGAUACCCUAAAUGUGUCGGUAGAAGAAAAGCUUGCAAUUUUUCUGCUUAUAGUAGGUCAUAACACCAAAAUGAGGUUGAUCCGUAGCACUUAUGGGUGGUCCAUUGAACCAAUCAGUCGACACUUCAACGAAGUGCUUAGAGGGAUUCUAUUUUUAAGUCAUGAGUUCAUCAAGCUUCCUAAUCCAGAAACCACUCUACCUGAGGAUCCAAAGUGGAAAUGGUUUGAGGAUUGUCUAGGUGCACUAGAUGGCACACAUAUCGAUGUGAAUGUUCCAUUGACUGACCAGGGUAGGUAUAGAAAUAGGAAGCAACGUAUCAUCACUAAUGUAUUAGGGGUUUGUGAUCGACAAAUGAAGUUUUUGUAUGUCUUGGUUGGAUGGGAAGGGUCGGCUUCGGAUUCACGCAUACUACGUGAUGUCAUGUCACGGGAGGACUCAUUUGUUGUUCCUAGUGGUAAAUACUAUCUAGUGGAUGUUGGAUAUACAAAUGGUCCGGGAUUUCUUGCCCCGUACCGAUCUACACGGUACCACUUGAAUGAAUGGGCUAUUCAAGGCAACAAUCCAUCUACUGUGAGAGAGUUAUUCAACCUACGCCAUGCAACAACUAGGAAUGUGAUAGAGAGAACUUUUGGGCUAUUGAAGAUGAGAUGGGCAAUCUUGAGGACCAGCUCAUAUUUUGAUUUAGAAAACCAGGUAUAACAUAGUAGGUAUUCAAUUAAAAUUCAAUUGUUAGUUUUAAAAUUGUGUAUUGACUUAGCCAAAUUAUUCUGUGCAGAUUAGGAUCAUCCAUGUUUGUUGCAUAUUGCAUAAUUUUUUAAGGGAUAGACAAAGAGAUAUGGACGAUAUUCUAAUACAUGAAGUUGAUAGUCUCAUCUCUACUACUCCUACUGAAAAUCAAGGAGAAAUGAGUCUGAUUACGCAUGUUCAAUCAACUAAUGAGUGGGGUAAUUUUAGAGACACCAAAGCUAGUGAAAUGUUUGUUGAUUAUCAAGCGAGGCGUGGUCAAAGCUCAUAGCUGUAUGCUUCUGUUUUCUAUGUCUUCGUCUUUUCUGAUUUUUGUUUGUUUGUGUUUUUAUAUGUGUGGUUCUUUGAUUGUACGACAAGAAAACAAGGGGCUAUGUUCCUUGGAAUAAUGAGAUGGAUAAGGUACUCCUUGAUACAUUUGUGGACUAUUACAAUAAAGGUGAUAGAUGUCAGAUUGGGUGGAAGUCUCAUGUAUACACAGCUGCUGUGAAGAAUGUUUGUGAGAAGUGCAAUGACACCAUUACAAAGUGGUUUCGGAUGGGAUUGGGAGAAGAACAAGCUCAAAGUUGAUAGUGACACUGUCUGGGAUGAGUAUGUUGAGAGGAAUAAGGAAGCAAAAGGAUAUAGACAUAAGGUUGUGAAGUUUUGGGAUCUACUCAGCCUAGUGUACAAUAAAGACCAAGCAAAUGGAGAGGACGCUAAAACAGCAACUGAGAGUUCAAAGGAAAUGGCAAAAGAGAAUGAUACCGGAGGCAAGGAUGCUCCAUAUUCUGUAGCUUCCUCGAGUAGUUUCAAAAGACAAAGAUCAGAUGAUUCAUUUAACUCUAUGUGGUGUGAUAAGUUUGACAUGCUUACAUCAGCAUUAAAAGAUGACGGUCCAAAGCUACCCUCUUCCGCCGAAGUUCUCGCCGCAUUACAAGAGGUUGAGGGACUUGAUGAAGACACAGAACUUGAGCUUUAUGACAUGCUCACCUCUAAUGCACGCAAGUUAGAGUCGAUGAUGGCACUCCCAAUGGAAAGGAGGAAGAGGUGGCUUAUGAUGCAGCUAAGAAAGUGAAACAACUUAUAUGUGAACUUAGAUCUCUGUUUUGAACUGAUUGUGUGAACUUGUCUUUGUGAAACUUUUGUGUGCGAACUUGAUGGCUAUGUGAAACUGUUGUGUGCGAACUUGAUGGCUUUAUGAAACUGCUAUGUGAAGAUUUGAUGUCUUUGUAGAA